Phymastichus coffea is the source of this 7201-nucleotide messenger RNA. RefSeq names its product histone-lysine N-methyltransferase, H3 lysine-79 specific (gene gpp). The record is from RefSeq and is a predicted model, not a curated record. Gene Ontology annotation, molecular function: histone H3K79 methyltransferase activity. The coding region runs from base 682 to 4806 and encodes 1374 amino acids. The transcript has 12 exons. Gene Ontology annotation, biological process: DNA damage checkpoint signaling; DNA repair; regulation of transcription regulatory region DNA binding. Gene Ontology annotation, cellular component: nucleus. Lineage: Eukaryota; Metazoa; Arthropoda; Insecta; Hymenoptera; Eulophidae.
AGCACAGAGAGCGCUAGGCGCAUCCAUAAACACGUAUACGCUAGGGAGCGAGAGCUACGCAUCGAUCGAAGCAAGACAGCACUAGUCGCGCGCGAAGAUCGCGGCUGGCUGGCCGCAGCACACACAACAUACAGACGAGCGGAUCGCGGUUCUUCUGUGAGUGCGGGCGUGCUGUCGCUGCUGCGUCGCCUCGCUUCACCGUCGAGACAUCGCACCGUCGACACCAUCGCCGUCGUAUUCAUAAUAAUAAUCUCGCGUCGUCGCACUGCCGCCGCCGCCGUGAGCGUGAGUGUUGGUAGUUGGUCUCAGUGUGCGUGCGAACGAGGUCGACGACGCGCGUCGAGGUUACAGCUCCGUGCACUCCUCGGGGAAGGUGGACCCGAGUGUUGGCGCCGUGCUCCGUUACGUCACACAUACUGCCGAUAGUCAUAAUCGUGCGUGUGCGUCGUCCGCCACAACAGCAGAGAGGAAAGUGCGCCCGCUGUUAGCAAGUGUGUGUGAGGGUGUGCAAGUGGCUAGCGCAAAGCCAGCAGCACGACGUCGACAGCAGAACAGCAAAAGCGUUCGAAGUGGCGAGGCUCGGCAGCACAUCAGCAGGCCGUCGCCGCUUUGACGACGGCGGCCGGUGACGGCGGCAGUACGAUCGUUCAGCUGCCUCUGCAGCCGCGAUUCAACCCAGCCAUGGAGUUGAGGCUACGCUCGCCCGCUGGGGCCGACUCCAUAAUAUACCAGUGGCCGCUCACCUCCGGCUCAGGAAACGACCGUCACGAUGGGGCAAUAGAUGUAAUAGAAACAAUGAGGUGGGUCUGUGAGGACUUUCCAGAUCUCAAAUUGCCUUUGGAAAACAAUAUUCUAUGUAACUAUGAUCCAAGAGAUUAUGAGAGCAUGAAGGGCCUAUGUGAUAGGUUUAAUAGAGCUAUUGACAGUUUAGUACAAUUGGAAAAAGGUACCAGUUUACCAUCACAAAGAUUAAACAAAAGGCCCAGUAGAGGAAUGCUUAGACACAUACUCCAACAAACCUAUAAUCAAGCUGUCAUUGAACCUGAUAAAUUAAAUCAGUAUGAACCUUUUUCACCCGAAGUUUAUGGAGAGACGAGUUAUGAAUUAGUUUGUCAGAUGAUUGAUCAAGUAGAAGUAACAGAGGAUGAUGUGUUUAUAGAUCUAGGUUCUGGUGUAGGUCAGGUAGUUCUACAAAUGGCUGCUGCUACUCGCUGCAAAAUCUGCAUAGGUGUUGAAAAAGCAGAUGUACCAUCUAGAUAUGCAGAAAACAUGGAAAUUCAUUUCCGUAAAUGGUUAAACUGGUAUGGUAAACGUUGUGGAGAAUAUCGUAUAAUCAAAGGCGAUUUCCUCUCAAAUGAACAUAGAGAAAGUAUUACGGGGGCCACUAUAGUAUUUGUCAAUAAUUUCGCGUUUGGACCUUCGGUCGAUCAUCAACUGAAAGAGCGUUUUGCGGAUUUGAGGGACGGUGCACGUAUUGUGUCAUCUAAGUCGUUCUGUCCAUUAAACUUUAGAAUAACGGAUAGGAAUCUCAGUGAUAUUGGUACAAUAAUGCAUGUAUCGGAGAUGACACCGCUAAAGGGAUCUGUCUCCUGGACGGGCAAGCCGGUAUCCUAUUAUUUGCACGUAAUCGACCGAACAAAGCUAGAGCGUUACUUUAAUCGUAUGAAAAACAAUAAGAACGGCGCACUUGACGACAAUUCAGACUCUGUGAUAAGCAACACUGCCAGCAAUAACAAUAGGGUAUCAAGUCGAAGCGAGCGAGCGAAACGAGAUUUAUCUCGGCAGCUGGACACAAGUCCCAACGAUUCAGAACAGCAGAACACGAACAGCGAGUCGGACGGCGACGAUGAACCAAAGUCACGUAGAGCAAAGAUGCGACGAAAGCUGAACAGAAAAAACGCCUCUGGGGGAGUUAGAAGUACAGGUUCAACGAGGGGCAGGCAGCGUGGUCGUGGUAUAAAGAAGACCAAACCCAAGAAAAUCAUCAACAUCUCGGGAUUGGAUCUGUUACAUAGCCAGACGCUGCUUAGCACGUCGCCGCAAGCAAUCGGCAAGAAACCGCCACCAGCACCCGGUACCGUGGAUCAGCACCUGUCGUCGCUAUCGCUAAUACAAGCGAAUGCGUCCACGGUGCACGAGGAGAUGACCAUACCUCCGGUGGCUGCCGACACUCCUUAUGCGUUACAAAUCCUUUUGGACCUGUACAAAGAUCAGUUUAUGGCAAUGCUUGAUCAAAUGAAAACACCAGCCUAUCGAGCCUCGGUAAACGCCGACAUCGCUAAAGAGCGCGAGAGGAACACGAAAUUGCAAUCUAGGGCGGCUCAACUGGAGAAACAAAUCAAGGUAUUGAUAGACGACAGCGUGACUCUACUAAAGGCGCGGAUGACAGAGCUCGGCAUAAACGCGACGUCGCCAGGCGACCUGUUAGCCAAGGCUAAAGAGAUCGUUCUGCGACAUAAACAGUUGCAAGCCAAAGCGAGCAAAUUGCAAGCUCAAGUGUCGAACAUAGAGACUGAACAAUGUAGACUAGCCACACUUAGACACCAAGAGCUGCAAGAGAAAUUCGGCAAUCCACCUGGUACAACCAACGUACCUCCACAGCAACCGGUCACCCAAGAAUACAUUCUUAAAGAGAUCUGGGCAACGUUGUCGCAAAGGAAACGAUUGCGUGCUCAGGUGAGUAAACUAGAGCAGGAAGUAUCUGUGGUAGAACGAGCACACAUCGAGAAGCAGUCUUCACCGAUGAGUCAGCACAGGGAUAACAACGUCGUCAAGCACGGAACACCGCCAUUAUCAGGUCAAUCACAACACCAGCAACAUCCCCAACACGUUAACAAGAGCAGCUCGAGGAAGAGUAGAGAAGGAAGGUCUCGAUCGCAAGAGUGGCCAGACGUGCCGGACGUGGGAAAGAUCCAAGAGAAGAAUCCCGAGCUUCUCGCGCAAAAGAUUCUGGAAACUGGACGUCAAAUUGAGGCUGGUCGAUUGCCCAGCAGAUCGAAUGUGCCAACAAUGGUAACCGCAAGCACUUCGAGACCACGGUUACCUCAAGCAACUUUAAGUUUCGGUACAACGCAGUCAACGCAACCACAGGGGCCAACUCGAGAUCCAAAUCGAGUUGGUCCUCAGGAACCGCCACGAGUUGCCAACUUUGAGGAUAGGUUGAAGAGCAUCAUCACGAGUGUGCUAAAUGAAGACGAACCAAAUAGGAAACAACAACAACAGCUACAGCAACAGCAGCUGCAUAUGCAAGGUGGUAUGAUUGCUGGCGAGCCGGAGAGAAAACGACACGCUAUGCCGCAAACCGUCAAUCCACCGGAUUACUCGCAGGUAUCGCCCGCUAAGAUGGCUCUGCGUCGACAUCUCUCUCAGGAACGCAUCCCGCCACCGACUGCCGCUGUUGAGUCAGCAGUCGAAACAGCAGUCAAGUCCCACCAGCAGCAGCAGCAGCAGCAGCAACAGCAACAACAGCAACAACAACAACAACAACAACAACAAAAACAACAACAACAACAACAACAGCAACAACAUCCGAGAAUGCAGCAACAUCCGGGCAACAAUCCAAGUAACAAUACGUCAACGCCAGGCAAUAAUGGAAUGCUGUGCACGAGGACCAUAGGCGACUUGGUCAGUGGUGAAAUCGAGCGUACUUUGGAGAUCUCCAACCAGACUAUCAUAAACGCUGCCGUCAAUCGCGAAAUGAAGAUGAUAAGUGGUAACCGAUCCGAACCGACCUAUUCGCCAGUCAAUAGGCCAGCGAGUAACGAUGGCGAGGUCGGUGGUUUGGCGACCUUGGCACACGUGGCGAGUUACGCACCGACGCCGUCGGCUCCAACGUCCUCUGCGUCUGGCAAUCCUUCGACGAGGUCGUCCGUUCUUUAUCCACCUCAACAAAAUCAGUCUCAGAGGUACACGCCAGUACAGCUGCCGCGAGCCGAUAUCAAACCUUAUCACGAGUCCUACUUCGCUGACAAUCCUUCGAGUUCAAUCAAUCAAUCUCACACGACGAGUUCGAACAUACAACCAUCGCCAACAACCCAGACCAACGGCGAGAUUCCACUGGAAGGAUUAGCUGCAACGUUACACGCCCGAAUGCUCAACAAUCAAAGUAGCAAUAACCCUGCCAAAGUCGACCACUCGUCCUCCGGCGGUCGAAGGUACACACCGUACUCCCGGUAUCCCAACAACGGCCCGAACAGCGCGAGUGCAGUGACGCCGCAGAGUCAGCCGACAGUGAAAACGGAGGCGAUCGUGUCGACGGUCAGCACAAGCGGCGCGUCGCUCAGUCCCAUCAUUGAGCCUCACUCGAACUCAUCGACGCCGCUGGUCGAUGAGCCGCCGCACUUACCCAGUUCGCGGCAGCGUCACGCCGACGACGAUGGAGAGGCGGACUGGCAGGAUCGCAUGAGCUCGGGCUUCGACCGGCUGGUGGCAUUCGCGUCCACGGAGCUGGAUAAGCGUCGACGCUCGACAGAAGGAGUCAACACGAGUCCCGACAGUGGUCUGGGCUCGGACAGCAGUGCUGUGCUUGGGCCGCCGCCGAUCGUACCCUCGCCAGAUGACGUGUUGGGCCCUCCGCGAACACCGUCGCCGGGUAGCCCGAGACCGGUGAGUCAGGCGCAGCAGCAACCUGGCGGCGUGCCUCUCAAGUACCAGCGGCAGCCUCAGCUGGAGUCGCAUCACUUCAAGAAGAAAUUCUUUCACCGAGAUUGGCUGCCACCGGGGCCCAGUAAAUUCCGGCCCAAGGGAAAAGAGUGGGACUGGAACAACCAAUCGCAUCCCUGGCCCGGCAACGACGAGCAGUCUUAAAUCCAAGAGGCGCGCGCGCAACAUUUGUACAGUUUUUAGCUUUAAAUUAGAGUCUCUCGUAUGUGACACCACCACGACUCGCUCGUUUCGAUUAUGUUUCAUUUUUCAUUCGUUCGCUCGCUCGUUUGUUCGUUCGUUCGUUCGCGCUCUCUCUCUCUCUCUCUCUCUCUUUCUCAUGCAAGUGCGACUAGAGGGUAGAUGUGGAUUAGAUUAUUAUAGAGUUCCAGAGACACGCACGUUGUUGUCGAGAUGACGAUGAAAUACGGCUGUAAUGCAUUUUCAUUGUUCGUUGACGAGUACAUAGGCUUAUGUAUUUAACUUUCUCAGCUCAUUCGUUUGUACGCUAAUUUGAAAGCGUAUUGUUCACUAUUAGAUUGUAGGCAGAAUAAGAAAAUACUUUACCUUGUAGCGCGAAUUUAAACGAUUAACGAGUAAUUUCAACUGCCCAUGUCUAGUUUCUUUUCUUUUUUUAUAAUUAUUGAUUAUAUUAUUAUUAAUAUUAUUAUUGUUUAAAUUCAUUGUAUAAAGAAUAUUGUUUUUGUUUUGUAUGGUACGAGAACGUUUUUGUGUGAUUGACGACUAAAAAAGAUGACGUAGGGAAGUUGUAUAGUGACAUUCAGAUUCAUCCUCUAGGUACAAUUGUAAUUUUCAAAGUGAGUCGCAUAAAUAGAUAGAUGUAAAUCAUAUUAGAAAGAAAUUUUUAUUCUUUUUUAAUUUCGACGUUUACAUAUCGUCGAAAUUAGAUUGGAUAUUGCGGGACAGUUUAUUGGUUAUAAAAUAAUUCAAAGUGAAUUCAUGUGUAAUUAUGUCUUGAACCAAUGUGUAGCCCAGCGAUAUGUGCACGAACUGCAUCACAAAAGUGCAUAAGUGAUUUAACAAAAAGGACUUAAAUUUUACCUAAGGUAAAUAUUGUAAUGUGAUUUUAAACGUUUAUACUGUAACGCAUAGUAUAAUAUUAAAAAAAAAUUUUGGACAUAAAAAUUAAAAAAAUAAGAAAUAUCAGAAAAUUAUGCACUUUCGGAGUGUCGCUUCGGUAAUACCAUUGAGAUUAAAGUUCAACACGCGUGAAGCAAAACUCAAAGCAUCUUUUUCACCGAAUCUUGUAGUCUUUUUACUUAAGCUAAUUAAAAGGUUAAUUACAAAUUACAAUGAUAAAAACACGACGUGGCUCCUGCGAAUCGCGUCAAAGCGUUUAGUGAAUUGAUGAAGAAAAAGAAGAGUAAUAUAACGUAAAAUCGCAGCGGCAGUCGUCACGUAGUGACACUGUACCUCUUGUGUGUUCGUCGUAAAAUUAUAGCGUUUUAGAAUUUUUGUAAGCGACAACAUCUUCCGUUUGGCCGAUGAUGGAGUCUCAACCAAAGUGUUCAUUACACUGCUUGAUUUGUAACUACAAAAGCAUUUUACAAUUGUAAUAACAAUCUUUUUGCAUGCGAUGAAAGAGGCAUAUUUUGUGAACGCGAACCGACAAUUUGCACUGUUUUCGUCCAAAGAGAGAGCAGUAUAUGCGAGCGUUGAACAUUUUCCAAUAGAUGCAUCGUAUAUAAUUAUUCGAUGGGAAACAAAGCAAAAAAAAUGAAUGUGAAAAAUAAAUGUGAGCAGAGUGUCAGAAGCGCACCGAGUGAGUAUUGCUAGAAUCUUUUUUAAUGUAAAGAUAGCAUGAAAAAAAAUGUGAAUGGAAAGGAUUAUUUGCAUAAAUCAUGGCAUUCCCGUAGGCGCGAGAUACAUCUUGUCACUUUUUGAGUGCGUCAAUAGUGUAAAAAGUUAAUCAACUCAUAACGUUGUAUAGAAACAAUCGGAUUAUUUAUAUCGAAGUACCCUUAUAUAUACGUCGGAAAAAAACGAACAUGUAGGUAGAUAUCGUAAAAGAAAGAAGAACGAUGCAGGUACCUGCAAAGUAUAGCUGUUAUAUACACUGCCGAACCUUCUACUAGUUAUAUUAUUGACCAUUAUUAUUUAUUGUUUUUAUUGGAAUAUUUUAAUACUAAGAAUUUUUGUAACAAGAACAACUCUUUUAUUUGUUUUCCCUCAUCUUCAAACACCGCUUACACACUGUUUGAACGCGCAAUUUCUCGCGCAGCCUAGAGCUCUUUCUAAGUAUAUCGAAAAAUACGUAACAGUGUUCUCAGCUAAAUUGUAAACACAAGUACGAGGAAAAGAAAGUUCAGAUACUUCUAGUGUAUUAUAUGAUGUGCGAAGGUACAAAAGAGAAAUGAAAAAAGUUUUGUAUCCCCCUGCAAUUUGUACACAACACUCGGUACUCGUCUCGUCGACGUCGACGACGAUGACAACUCGAGAAGAAAGUGAUCAAGAGUGGUUUUCUAUAUAUCGACAAACUUUUGGAGGAGUCUUUUGUGUACCAUAAAAACAAAUUUUAAACGUCAGUAAAUACGAUACC